AUGGCAGCACACGUCGGUGCUCCAGCCCGACCCCAGCCGCUCGUCGCCGCGCGACCCUCUUCGCCGAAGAACGCCGACGAGCUCUGCGCGCUGCUCCGUGCCGCCCGGGCCGCCUGGCCCGCGUCGACCGGCGCCGAGCCCGCGCCGUACGCCCCCAUCCUCAAAGCCGUCGAGAAGGCGCGCAAAGACCUGAGGCAGCGCAAGGCCGGCGCCGUCUACGCGAAGUUGUUAAGGGAGCUCGACGCGCCGCACGUCUUGCUUCGGGCCCCUCGGCGAAACAGUACACCGACCACCAAGGCGACGCUCACCUCAACACCGGGACGAUCGGCGGCGUUGCGACGCGGCGGGCGCGCGGCCUACGUGCCCUCGUUUUUGAUGAACUUGCUGGAUUUGGCGGACUGCCCGGCCACGCGGCUCUUCCUCGCGCGGCCCGAGUGCUUCCACUUCGAGAGCGACUUUUUGCUCAUGCCGAACCCGGCCUACUACGACUACGACGCAGCUGUUGAGUCGCCGGCGGGCUACGCGCGGAAAGUGCUCCGCAAGGGCUUGGGAUUUGGGCUCGUGGCCUGGUACGUGCACCCCGAGCUGCGGAAGCGCGCGCGCUUCUUCCGCUGCCACCCGGAUUUGCGGGUCGCGUCGCGGCUCAUCGGCGAGGCGGCGCCGCCGUCGCCGCGGCGACCGCCCUCCCCUGGGUCGUUCCGCCAGCGAAGCGACUCCUACGCGCCGCCGUCGCCGCGGCGGGGCGUGCCGUCGCCGCCCUCAACCCCAACGGGCCGCCCGCGGACCGGCUCCUACGACUACACGAUGAAGCCCCCGCCGCCGGCGCCGAUUCUCCUGGGCUCGCCGUCGUUCGUGGCCCGGCGCGCGGCGGCGUCGCCGCGCGCGCCGUCGCCGCGCAACGCGUCGGCGACGCCGACGGCCGCCGCCCGACCGCUGGCGCCGAAGGAGACACCCACGAAACUGGUCGAGUCGCCGGUCUACGUCGGGGACGUACUUGGCAGCAGCGCCGACGCGGUGCCCUACCUUUACGACGAUAGCGACCUACGGCCCGAGCACGCGUCAAAACUUGAAGCGCUCGAAACGGCCAUUAGGCUCCACGUGCGUACCACUUACGGUCACGCGGCAGCACGAGCGCUCCGGGCGGACGGUAUCUACUUCCACCGGCAGCACGCGCUCUACUCCGAACCGGACCGAGCUUGGACAUUCACGGCGCACAUCCAUUGCGCUGUCGGCCGCGCUCGCACGCCGGCGUGUUACUGCCACUCGGCAACCCUCGGCGACGUGGUGGCGCGGCUCCGCGCUCCGCCGUCCGCGGCGACGCCCCCGCUCGAGCUGCUGAACAUGCCGAGCGAUGCCGACGCGUUGGCCGAGGCGCGGCGACGCCUCGUCGACGCGGGCUUCUGGGUCAGCCGGACGCUCUCGCCGCAGGACCUCGCGUUCGAGGACCUGCUCGAGGCCGCGACUCGCGCUCCGCUUGUGUGAAUAAGUUGUUUCUGUGCU
Molecule: messenger RNA, 1500 nt
Organism: Pelagomonas calceolata
Lineage: Eukaryota; Pelagophyceae; Pelagomonadales; Pelagomonadaceae
Source: the annotation of a GenBank genome assembly